Thyridium curvatum is the source of this 3789-nucleotide messenger RNA. RefSeq lists its product as uncharacterized. The record is from RefSeq and is a predicted model, not a curated record. Bases 1 to 3789 code for a protein of 1262 amino acids. Gene Ontology annotation, molecular function: ATP binding; ligase activity, forming carbon-nitrogen bonds. Gene Ontology annotation, biological process: tRNA processing. The transcript has 4 exons. Lineage: Eukaryota; Fungi; Ascomycota; Sordariomycetes; Thyridiales; Thyridiaceae.
AUGAGCACUCUACCGCAGGUGCUUCAUACGGCCGCCCGGCCCAUUGGACGCCAUGAGUUUCUCGACGCGCUGCGGGCGACCUGCCCACCGCGGAUGCCUCAUGCCCGCGGGUCGAUGCAUAGGCCGGUCGCCCUGGCCAUCAGCGGCGGAGUGGACUCAAUGGCCCUCGCCUUUCUCUGCGCCCGCGCCCGCCGAGAUGACCCCUGGCUCAAGAUAGCGGACCACCCCGUGCACAGCUUCCACGCUCUCGUCAUAGACCACAGGCUACGAGAGGGCAGCUCCCAGGAGGCGCGCGCCGUGGCCAGGGCGCUCGAGCGGGUAGGCGCCCGGCCCCAGGUCAUCCCGCUGAACUGGGCCAGCGAGCUGGGCCGGGACGCCGACCCCACGGCCCUGCCCAACCUGGAGAGCGUGGCCCGCCGCAUGCGCUACCAGGCGCUCGGCAAGAGGGCGGCCCUCAACAGGUACGCCUCGAUGCUGUUCGCGCACCACGAGGACGACCAGUACGAGACGGUCAUGAUGCGCCUGCUGGCCGGGCACGGCAGCAGGGGGCUUCGGGGCAUCCGUGCGGCGAACGACAUCCCCGAGUGCCAGGGGAUCCACGGCGCGGACAGGAGCGGCUUCAUCGACGACCAGAGGCUGAAACAUCCCUACUUCAAUCUCCUCCCCUCGCGAGCCGAGAGGAGACACAUGCGCCGCGCGCUGCGAAACGACAUUGACCCGUCCGAGUUUAUGAGGGACCUGGCGGCUGGUCUAUACUCCGACACGAUCGAUCCUUUCUCCCUCGACGACGGCCUGUUUGACGUCCGAGGCAAGUCUAGGAAGGCGCCGCCCCUGGUGCCGCUUGAUAUCGAAGACCUUGGCGUCAUGAUUUAUCGACCGCUGCUCGAGUUCGCGAAGGACCGCUUAGUCGCGACGUGCGAACAGAACAACGUCCCGUGGUUCGAGGACCAUACGAACCAAGACCCGACACUGACGACGCGGAAUGCCCUGCGGUAUAUCGCUCGGCACCACAAGCUGCCUGCCGCUCUGCAGAAGCCGGCCAUCUUGCAGCUGGCGAGACGAUGCGACCAGCGAGCCAGGAUGGAGGAGGCAGAAGCGCAGAGACUUCUGGAUCAGACAGUCGUGCGCGACUUCCAGACAAACGUAGGGACCGUCGUUAUCAGACUUCCUACCCUACGACCGCGCGCGCGACGGAAGCAUUCUAUCUACUCUGAGGCCUCGUAUGCCAAAAGCACGGAGCACUACCGGACUAUUGCUGCCAUCUUGGUGCAAAGAUUAUUAGGUAUCGUCACACCCGAAACGCAGGUCACACCUGCUACUGGUUUGCAGAAUGUUGUGUCGAGGUUGUUUCCCUCUCUGAGCGAGCGUGGAGGAACCCCUGCGGACCAAGAGGUCCCCAAGGCGUUCACUAUCUGCGGCGUGCAGUUCACACCCGUUCACAACAGGGCAGACGGGGGUGCUCUGUACUGGUAUCUCUCCCGCGAGCCGCACGUAUCGCCAGCGCACUCACCGCUGCCGACAUGCGUCAUCCCGGCCCUGAAAUUCAGGAUGCGGUGGCGCCGCCGACCCGAGGAGUGGAUCUGGCCGCGCUGGAGCCACUGGCACCUCUACGACGGCCGCUUCUGGAUCCGCCUGUCGCACCGGUUCCCCUUCGAGGUGCGCGUGGCGCCCUUCGACAAGUCCCACGCCAAGGGGUUCCGGGAGUCGCUGCUCGACGCCACGGCGCGGGACGCCCUCGCGGCGCAGCUCAAGAAGUACGCCCCCGGCAAGGUGCGCUACACGCUGCCCGCGCUCUACACGGUCGACGACAUCGACUGGGCGCUGUCGGGCAAGCAGUACUGGCUCAAGCACAGCGAGCGGCCGCUGGAGCCCCUCCCGCCGCCGGGCGACGAUGAGGAGCCUGACAGCCACGAUAAGGACGCCGGCGGCAGGUCGCUCGCGGCGGAGACGCCGGAGCAGGAGGAGGAGAGGAAGAGGCAGUGGCGCUGGGAGUUUGACCGGCGCGGCGCGGCGCGGCAGUACCGCCUGCUGGCGCUGCCGACGCUCGGGGUCAGGCUGCCGGGCACGGAGCACUGGAUCCAGUGGGAGGUGCGGCAUACCUUCAUGAAUGCGCUCGGGUUCCUAAACCGGCCCAUCGCCGGCUCGAUCUGGGCGACGCGGGCGCUGCUCAUCGCCAGCCUGCUCGUCUUCAUCCCGUUCAUCGUCCAGGCGCAGACGAGGGAGAUGCUCUCCGACUUUGCGACCUCCGUCACCGCAGCGCUGUUCCUCAGAACGGGCGCCGAUGCAUCUCCUGCCGCUCCGGGUAGUACCGAUGGGGCCGCCGCCCUGCGGCGGUGGUACCCGCCGCGCCAGACCCGGCUCAACAACCUGACCAACGUGGUCGGCGACUCGGGCGUGUACGGCUUCAUCUUCGACUCGUCGGCCACGCCCGACGACCAGUACGGCAGGUACAACUGGUGCAACAUGCCGCACGUCCGGCGGCGGGAGUACGUCGUGCCGGGCGAGGAGUACGAGCUGCGGUACGUCGAGCUUAUCCACCGCCACCACAAGCGCACGCCCUACGCCUCAAACGCCUUCCCCGUAGAACCCUACCCCUGGGACUGCGACGACCAAGGCCUAUUCUACUACGCCCGGCCGCAGUCGCCCACGGCCCACGGCGGCGACGCCGAUGCGGCGGGUACGUACUGGCGCGGGUACGCCUCGCCCGCCAACCCCUUCGCGCCGAGGGGGUGGCGGGGCACGUGCCGGUUCCCGCAGAUCACGGCCGAGGGGCUGGACGACGCCUGGGUCCACGGGGACGACCUGUACGGCGUGUACGGCGACCUGCUCGGCUUCCUGCCGUCCCGCGAGGAGGAAAACGCGUGGAGAGACAGCGUGGCGUACCGGGUGACCAACAACGUCAUCACCAGCCACGUCGCCGGCGUGGUCGUGCACGGCAUGUGGCGGACCACCGGCGACGUGCCGCUCGCCGUGCAGGCCGGGCAGGUGGACAGCCUCGAGCCGCGGUACGCCUGCGGUGCUGCGGACAAGGCGAUGAAGAAGAUCAGGAAGGGCAGGGCGUGGAGGGCGCACCUCCGCGCCGCGAGGCCGUUGUUUAAAAGGCUGGACGCGGUCUCUGGCGUGGAGGGGCGCGACGAGGGGUUCCACGAGUCGCUGGAUCAUUACUAUGAUAAUCUGUCUGCCCGGCAGUGCCAUGGGAAGCCGUUGCCUUGUUCUUCUCCGGGUGGUGGUGGCGGGGGCGGGAAGGAGCAGGGGGUGUGCGUGACGCAGGAGAUGGCGGAUGAGGCGUACAGGUUCGGGCAGUGGGAGUACAGCAGGCUGUAUCGCGACGACGAGAAGUCGCUGGCGGCGAGCGUGGGAGCCUGGGGUGUCUGGGUGGCCGAGCUGGCUGCGCAUCUGAGGGAUGCUAUGCGUGAGGACGGUGGCGCCGAUGCUGGGAAGAAGAGGACGCUGUGGUAUCACAAUAUCGCGCACGACGGGAGCGUGAGCAGGCUUCUGUCCAUCCUGCAGGUGGACGAGAUGGUCUGGCCUGGCAUGGGUGCCGAGGUCGUCUUUGAGCUGUGGAGGAAGAUGAAUACUAGUGGAGCCCAGCCUGGCGAGGGCAAGGCCAGUGCAAGCGGUUUCUACAUCAGGGUGCUGUUUGGCGGCCAGGUACUCCAGUCCUCGAGCCCUGUACUGGGCACCAUGGACAUGCUGCCCAUCGAGACAUUGCUAGAAUAUGUUGACGGGCUGGUAGGCGUAGAUGCGAGCUUGAUCUUGGGCAAGUGCAAUGGCUCGAUUCCUCUGUAA